Aspergillus calidoustus is the source of this 2031-nucleotide messenger RNA. The record is from the annotation of a GenBank genome assembly. NCBI's taxonomy places the organism in Eukaryota, Fungi, Ascomycota, Eurotiomycetes, Eurotiales, Aspergillaceae.
AUGAGCAGUUCCCAGUUUCAGCUUUUCCCGCCUCCUGCCCCGCAGGGGGUCCCCAAAAACCCUUUCCGCAAGGGUCCCAGAAGGCCCUCGAUUGAUACCCAGUCAACGGUAUCCACGCCUUUGGAAGACGUCAAGGGGAAGGGUGCGGAAGCAAAGGCCGUGGUUUUCCAGAUCAUUGAGCCGAGCAGCAUCAAGCCUCCACCAGAAGCGAAUGUCCCUCCACCCCCGCCACGCUUGUUCACCCCCGAGCCAGUGGUAGGUCUGUCGACCGAGUCGCCAUCCCGAUCUAGUCCGCUGCCCGAACGGAGAGGCACUCCCUUGAGUGAGGUCAACCAGACAUCAAGCCGUACUGGCGGACAAAAUGGGGCAAACCUCCGACCUCACAGUCCUCCGCUGCCCUCGGUCUCUCCAGUCAUUCCCAUGAAGUCGAUAUUCCCUCAGUUCAACCCUACCGCACCUCUCAACCAACAACAGUACUGCAAUGGCGUCUCCAACAACUUCUCGCGACCACGAUACAGGCCCUCGCUUGAGAUCCAGACCACAGUACCAGAGAUUGACCGGGUGCUUGGGCCGAAGACCGUUCCAGCUGACGUCCAUGAUUUCCCAUCGGACGUCCUCGACCCUGUCGAGAUUCAGUACUCAACCUCUGCACAGCUCAAGAAUCUAUGGGACAUCACAAAUGGGCAGAAGCUUGCUGGCGCGUCGGGAAGUUUCAACCUUCGAAUGGAACGGCCCGAUCCCGCAACCUUCGUCUUCGGGGACCCUAAUUCACCAUUCUACACUAUGCAGACCUACUCCACGAACGAGUUGUCUCUCACUAGAGCAAACCCCUCGCUACCCAACAGCAACAUUCCCAUCAUGAUGUUCCAACUCGAAGAUCGUCGUCGUCGCGAACCCCCCAACGAUGGCCUUGUCUCCCAACUCUUCUCACGGCUCGCUGCCAUGCUUGCCAUCGACCAAGCGGCAGACCUAGCCAGACAACACCAGCUAUCACCUCCGGAUGCGGCAGAGGUUGAGGCAAACGCUCUAAAGAAAGCAGCCGCUCUAGAGUCUUGCAAGCUCUCAUGGAACGCGAUGAAACGUGUAUAUGAGUUGCGUCAUCCUUCGUUGAACCGACAGUAUCCGAGUCAGGAGCCUGAAACGGCCACGCCGCCGGCCCUAGUCGGCGCUGCUGGUAUUCCACUGUCUCCGAAAUCACAGCACCGCUCUGGUGCCUUGCACGUCACCGUCUCAACCCCAUCAGCCAACCGAGGACAAAGUCAAGCUCCGACAAUCCUCGUUACAGCUCCUCUUCCAGCUAAUACGCUCAAUGGCGCUGCUUCCGCAGUCGCCUCACCGCGCACAUCUACCCUCCCAUUCUCCGGGUCAGAGUCCGAAUCAGACGAGACUCUCGCCUCCCUCGACCUCCGCACAAUGACCCUGUCCAUCUGCACAUCUGCUAUCAACGAUGCCAUUCCCUCCUUAUAUGCCAUCGACUCUGUCGUUGCCGCGAUCCUCGCCGUCGCGGUUUCGGACACAGCCACAAAUCCCGUCCUGGGCGAUAUGCCGCUCUACGACCCGACAAGGCCCCAAAUACAACUUCCCACGCCACCGCAGCCUAUAUAUACAAACACCCGCCCAGCCCGACCAAAGCUCUUCGCAACACUCGCAGAACGCGACGACGCCGAGCCUAUUCAUCUCGACAUUGAGAUCCCAACACACACACGGACCCAGAUCCAGACUCCAAAAGAGCCCCGCAAGUGGUGGAUUUCCUUCCGCUCAAAGCUCACCCAGAUGCAAACGAAACGGCGCCUCAAAUCGAAGGGCAAAUCGAGCGCAAACUCCUCCCCAACUUCACCCGAGGAAUUCGACCUCGAGAAGUACGGCGUUAAGAUCUCCUCGACGGUGGAGAAACACGCCAAGAAGGAGGAGCUGCCCGGUCUUGCGCGCGGACUGGUUAAACUUUUUGUCUGGGGAAUUAAGCUGAUGUUUUGGGCAUUGACGGUUGCGUUCAAAGUCAUGGCGUGGGGAUUGAAGAAGGCGCUCGGGUAG